Messenger RNA from Rhagoletis zephyria (snowberry fruit fly), 1374 nucleotides. Lineage: Eukaryota; Metazoa; Arthropoda; Insecta; Diptera; Tephritidae. The record is from RefSeq and is a predicted model, not a curated record.
AUGCCGUACAUCAACGUGAACCAGGUGGACCGAACGCUGGCGAGCAGUGUGAAACGCCAGGUGGAGACGCUGGUUCGCUCGACGCCGGCGCGCAACACCGAGACGCCGGACUUCUUCGAGUACGUCAUAGACGUGGAGAACAGCCUCUUCAGUGGCUCAUUCAGCAACAUCUACCUCGCCCACCACCGGGCCAGUCCGGAGCAGCCACUGGUGGCGCGGGUGUACGAGCCGACGGCGCGCAUCGACGCCCGACGCAGCAUCUACAUGAAGGUGCUCAAGCACAUUGGAAAGAACUCCCAAUGGUGCAUCUCCACCUGGGACAUCUUCUUCGAUGACGCCGGUCGAGUGGUCAUCUUUCAGGAGUACUGCAUCUACGGCAACCUGCGCGAUUUCCUCAAGGUGAACCGCGUGUACGUGCCCGAGACGCAGAUGGGCCAGUGGGCGGUGCAGCUGUACUUGGGCAUGGACUAUUUGGGCGGCUGUGGAAUCGCCCACCGGUCCAUCAGUCCGAAGCACGUCCUCCUCACCACGGCGGCCGCCGACGCCGAGCGGACCAUCGUCAAGCUGAGCUCAUUCCGCGACAGUGUCCUCUACUACGACCACAUCAUCGGCACGGUCAAGGCCCUAAUCGGCGGCGGCGGGCGGGCGCUGAACACCGGGGCGCACUUUCAGGCGCCGGAGACCUUCGAGGAGGGCCGCACCUUCAACCCGGUGGCCGCAGACGUGUGGUCCUACGGGGCGACGCUCUUCUUCGCCAACACCCGCACCUACCCGGUCCGGUACGGGACGAUGGGCGAGGCGGCGCGCAAUGAACAGGCGGUGGAGCUGGCCGGCCCGAGAAUUGAGCAGGCACUGGCGGGGGCGCGCAAUCUGACGCCGGCCGCCAAAAGCUGGCUGGCGGGCAUUCUCAAGGCCAGUCCGCAGGAACGGACGCCCUUUGAGGCGAUUGCUCGCGAUCAGUGGUUCCAGCGGACAGAGGGGGCGGGAGGGGUUGUGGCAGCAGUACAGCAGCAGCAACAGCAGCAGCCAGUCCUGCAGAAGGUAAACACCGGACAGGUGCAAAAGGAAAAUCCGCCGCCACCGCCACCUCCUCCACCUCCUGGCCCGGUUGAGAACGCCCCCUCACUGCAACUUCAGCAGGAGCAAAGCAUGCAGUCUCAGGCCUCGCAGCAGUCAGUGAGCCAGACAUCUCAGUUUGGAGCCACGCCCGCCGCCUCAAUGCAAAGCUUCAAUUCGCCCUCACGGGCGCUCAUGACGCAGGAGCCCAGUGAGCAGUCGCUCCGUGAUCAGCCACCACCGCCACCGCCCCCUCCUCAAAAGAAACAGCCUCCAGGAGCUCCGCCAGGAAACCGCCGGCCGCCGCCUUCUGUCUGA